AUGAGAUUGAUUGAAUGGAGAAGUAAAAAAUUAAGAACCAAGAAUAUUAUUAAUAUUAAUAAUAUUCAUGAUAACAUUAAUAAUAACAUUAAUGAUAACAUUAAUGAUAAUAAUAAUAAUAAUAAUAAUAAUAAUAAUAAUAAGAGUGAGAAUAAAAAUAGUAAUAUGGAAUAUAAUAUUAAAUUUGAUAAUAAUAAUAAAUAUUAUUUAAGGAAAUAUCCAUUUUUCACUAUAAAUUAUCUCCUACCCCAAUCGUAUUACAUGAAUUAUUCAUCCCCAUUUCUCUUAUAA
Messenger RNA from Ascoidea rubescens DSM 1968, 291 nucleotides. RefSeq lists its product as uncharacterized. Bases 1 to 291 code for a protein of 96 amino acids. The record is from RefSeq and is a predicted model, not a curated record. NCBI's taxonomy places the organism in Eukaryota, Fungi, Ascomycota, Saccharomycetes, Ascoideales, Ascoideaceae. The transcript has 2 exons.